UCUCUCUCGCUGUGUGUGUGUCUCUCUCUCUCUCUCUCUCUCGCUGUGUGUGUGUCUCUCUCUCUCUCUCUCUCUCUCUCUCUCUCUCUCUCUCUCUCUCUCUCUCUCUCUCUCUCUCUCUCCCUCCCUCCCUCCCUCUCCCUCCCUCUCUCUCUCAUGCACACACUCGCACUCGCUGCUUGUGGAUGUGACAGCCGGAGUGCCAAAGCGGGAUUCGGUGUUAAAUCCUAUUUUCUCUAAAUUUGGACGUUUUCAGACGGAGUUUCUGCGCGGGAGCAUCCGCGCCGUUCAGAGCCGUUCAUCCCGCGACUUCGGAUGUUCCCGAAGCGAUGACCGAUCUCCGUCAGCAUCGCCCCACGUGUCACCAUGGUUACCCAUCAGCUCGGUGACUGCCGACCCUCUCCGCUCCGGUUCAAUCAGCUGCUGGGAUGCACGUGAUGGCCAGCGUCUCCCAGGCCAAUGAGAGGGAGGGCUUCUCCCUGCAGAAGGGGGGCGUGGCCGUCGCCGCUCCGACGACUCCUCCUUCGCCUCCUCGUCCUCCGUCGGGAUUCUCUGAUGUCAACCAGACGAGACCGCCUCCUCCUGCUCCCCCUCCCCCUCCUCCCCCUCCUCCUCUUCUUCCACCUCCCCCUCCCCCUCCCAUGCCGCCCUUGCUUCCAGGCCUUGGAAACCCUGAAGGUGGUCUGAGGAAGAAGAAGAGAGUGAGGAGUUUCUUUUGGAAGACGAUACCUGAGGAUCAGGUGAAGGGGCGGGCCAACCUUUGGACUCAGGGUCAGGUGCAGCAGCAGUUCCAGAUCGACGUCCAGACCAUCGAGGAGCUCUUUGGUCAGAAUGACUCACAAUCAAACGGCAAGGCCGCGCUCGCCAGGGGAGGAAAGACCAGGAGCUCGUUCAGAGAGGCCAAAGAGGAGGUCACCAUUCUGGACCCUAAGCGAGGCAUGAACUUUGGGAUUUUCCUCAAACAGUUCAAGAGGUCCAAUCAGACGAUAGUAGAUGAUAUUCACCAUGGCAACAGUGAAGCUUAUGGGGCGGAGCCUCUGAGAGAGCUGCUGAAGCUGCUGCCAGAGAUAGAAGAGGUGGAGAAGCUGAAGUCGUACCGGGGAGACACCUCUAAGCUCUCAUUGGCCGAUUCCUUCUUGCACCUGCUGAUUCAGCUGCCCAGUUACUCGGCGCGUAUCGAGUCGAUGCUGCUGAAAGAAGAGUUUCCUGGAGCGUGUGAAGUCAUGAAACGAGACAUUAAGAUCCUUCGCUCAGCCACCAAAGAGUUAAUGUGUUGUGAGGAGCUCCAUGCUGUUCUCCACCUGGUGCUUCAGGCCGGAAACAUCCUCAACGCUGGAGGUUAUGCAGGAAACGCAGUCGGCUUCAAGCUGUCGUCCCUCCUGUCUCUUGCCGACACAAAAGCCAACAAACCCGGCAUGAACCUGCUUCACUUUGUGGCUCUGCAAGCCCAAAAAAAAGGCGACAAGCUGUUGACGUUUCCUCUGAAGCUGAGUCGUGUCCAACCUGCGUCCAGGAUCUCUUUGGAAACGCUGGACACUGACCUGCAGAGUCUGACGUCUCGCACACGCUCGGUAGAGGAAAAUGUCAAAAGAGACACGGAGCUACUGCAGCAACUGGACGACUUCCUUCAGUCGGCCACGUCGUCUCUGUGCUCACUGCGCUUCAGUCGGCAGAAACUGAAGAAGGAAGGCAGCGAGCUUAUCGACUUCUUCUGUGAAGACAGAGAAACGUUCAGAUUGGACGACUGCUUCAGCAUCUUCCACACCUUCUGCUCCAGGUUCUCUGCUGCUGUCAAGGAGAACCUGGACAGGGAGGCUAAGGAGGCAGCACGACGCCUACGGAUCCAGGAGCUGGAGGAGCAGAAGAGGCACUCGUGGGCGGGGGGCGAGGAGGUGGGCGGAGCAUUUAGGUUGCGGUGCAGCAGCGAGACGGAUAUGUCAGCUGCCAUGUCGAGACACAGCGAGGCUGGGCUGCUGGUGGAACUUCUGACCCGCCCGCGCUCGCCCAACACUGUGGGGCGCUCGGGGAGCUUACGGCGCUCACGGAAUUCUCCGUCGACCUCGCCGUCUAUCGCUGCUGAUCGCGAGCUGAGCAUGCUCCUGAGGGUGGGAAACGUUGAGCACAAUGAGGAAAAAGCUUUUUUAUCAACCUCGCCUGAAACGAGAAGCCCUGGACUCUCCCCUCAGCUUCGGCCACUGAGUCCAAGGCUCAGGACAUACAGCUUCCCCCAAAACCAGCAGCCUCAAGUGCAAACUCCUUCCUCCCCUCCCAAGAUAAUUUUGAGUGCAAACCAUGCAACCGCAAAUUACCUCAGCUACAAUGCGACCCCAUCUCAAUUCAACACCAUCAACACCAUAAAUAAAGAUUCUCUCAAACCUACCUCUGAUGUAAACCAGCAAUCUGACAGCAAAGACGGACUCGAUUUGAGUUUGAGCAGCCAGGGAACUCGUCCAGACCGUCAAUCUGGUAGGAGGGGGGAGCUAGCUAGAGUUAGAAAAGAUGAUCUGGACUUUACUGGACCGAUCGCCAGCUGUGACAAGGACUUUGAAUCAGGCAUGUCUGUGAUUGUGGAAAAAUGUACACUGGUGCCUGAGCUUAAAGUAUUCGACAAGGUGACCAGCAAGAACGGAGGGCCUUCCACCAGUCAUCUGCAUGGAUACCACCAGGAUGAUAUGGUAGUCACUGAUUUGGAAGAAGAGGUAUUGGACAAAUCCAAAGUCCAAAAAACACAGAAUAACCUUCAGAUCGCAGAAAAAUCGGACGCGCAGAUUUCUGAAACAAGCGCUUCCUUGUUGCAAAGAGAGGAAGAAGACAGACAAGAGGACAAGGUGAUUGUUUGGUGCGUGACCAGUGUGUGUGAGGCGGCUGGAGACCUCUCAAACCCUGACACACAUUCAGAAACGGCAAGGGAUCAGAGAAGGAGUGACAAUCAGGGAGGAAGUCAGCAAGCUUCCUCUGUUGCAGCCAAUGGCAUGCCUUUAAAACCUCAACUGGCCAAUGAGAAGCAAGUGCCUGUACCCAUUAGCAGCCAACCAGUGCCUGUUUCCCGCUGUGACAACACAUCACUUCAAGGUGCUUCCCCAAGGUGGCGUCCAGCAGAGUCUCCAUUGGCCAGUGAUUUGCCUGCUCUCACCGAAGAUGCCUCCAAGGAAGCUAAAGAACCAGCCAAUCAAUCGGAAGAAAAGGAGGGCUCCCCAAAUGACAAGAGAGAUUUUGAGAAGGUCCAAGAACAAUCAAUGGAUAACCGGAUCAGAUACGAUACGGGUUCCUGUUUGGACCCAUGUGGAAAGACAGAAGCAGAUUCUUCUUCUAAGGGAAAGGCACGACAAUUGACAUCUUCCAAACCAUCCACCAAGAACCUCCCUACAUCCAAAACUCAACAGUCUGGUAUGAAACCUGCAGCCCCAAACAACAACUCUGCCACCAACAAGUACAAACCUGUCCGCACCCUUACCAACUCGGAGAACCAGGGCAUGAGGCGGGUAGUUCCCAUCUCAAGGACCAACCGAGGUAUUCCAUCUCAGAGCAAACGUCCCGAGAAAACCCCUGGAACCCAACAGGGCUCGUCUAGCACUGGGAAACCUGCUGGUUUGAAAGCCUCCAAUGUCAUCAGUGCAUCCAUUGGUCGAGGAGAGAGGCCCUCAACUGCUCCUUCAUCCCGCCGCUCCAGCAUCCACAAGGCCGCGGACCCCAAGGAUUCGAAGGACCAGAAGGUUCCAGGUGCUCGGGCGUCUACCCAAGAGCAGAACCUGGGCUUGCAGAGGAAGCCGUCCAUUCGGAAGCCUUUGGCAAAACUCAAACCCCAACCAGAGGAGAAGAUGUGUCGCUCAACGCUAAGGGCGCUCGCUCAAGGAGGUGUAGGUAGCGUCAGUGCCCCUGCUACUCCAAUGCACAAAGCAGGAACCCCUUCAUCAAUGCUUCCAAGUUUUGCCCGAAACACCGCCUCUUCCUCUUUCAGACGAACUAGCACCCCCCUAACUCCUCCAACUCCACCUCAGUCACCACAGUCUGGCUUAGACGCGUCUCCUAAAUCCUCCCCCAAGACCACAUCAUUCUCAACCGUCACCUUACCCGGCACCUCCUCACCUUUUAUACGAACUGGCUCAUUGAGAGUCUCCACCACCCCCAGAUCCUCAGAUCACAAGAACUCCUCCUCAACCCCAUUAACAAGGUCACAGAGCAUUAGGGUGCCUCCUCGCUCAUCCCCCCAUGACUCACUGGGUCCCCCUAGAGGACACCGGCGGAAUGACAGUGGCACGUUCUCAGACAAGUCGAGUCAUUCUAGGGACUCGAGCAAAUCCACAAGGCCAACCUGGAGAUAACAGGACAUAUCUGAGACAGCAUUCUCACAGGGAAUCUCACGCUCCUAUCUUUUUUUUUACAGCAGUACACCAGAGAAUACAUUCCAAUAAGUUGUUGGUCUACUACCGCCUUGAUCUUUUUGCGUUGUAUCACUGUGUAGUCUUUGUGUUUUAAAGGGUUGGCUUAAUGCAAAAACAGCCCAAAAACACAAAAAAUAUACCAAGCAGUGCAGUGGCAGAUUAAAUACUCCUGUGCUCUGAGGUAGAAUCACUGUUUUUGUCUAUGGAGUUUGGCGGCUUUGAAGAGAGCGAUGUUACAGCUGCUUCCAGCUUCCCAAAAGAAUCUUCCUCUUUAACAAAUAAAGGUGUAUCUCUUUAGGGAAACCUUCUGUUGACUGACACUUAGAGUAACAAUCUGAGUCUGUCAGUGACUAAAACCACUUUUAAUUGACACGACUGGGCCCACUAUAACAUUACAGCCAAUCUUUUGGCCGUUGGUUGAAGCAAACAGAAAUAUUUGUUGUUGCAUAGCUUAAAUAAUACAGGAGUUACCCUGUAUGUACACUUUGCUUACCUUAUUUUGUAAGGUGUUUAUAAUGUCUUCUAAAAGAUGAUUCAUGUCAUUAAAGCUGUUUUUUUACAUCCAGAGCCCAAUGUAAAGGUCACCACGCCCCCUCUCCUUAAGAGGAAUUCAUUGACUUGCGUUAAUGUCGUAUACAUUUUCCAUCCCCUUUAAUAAUCACGACUUCUACCCCACUAAAUAAUCUAACUUUCCUAUUCUGGUUUUGAGAAACAGUCACAAAGUUGAAACCAAGAGGAACAUUUUUCAGGACAGACUUUUUUUGCCUUCAGUUAAUGACGUCCAAGUACAGAUAGUUACACACAUGGCCUUCUGAAAGCUCACAUGAGCUUUAUUAAGGGAUUAAUAAGACGAAAAUUGUCUACAUGUAUUUAGAGAUUUCUUAUUCCUGCCAUGUUUCUGGCAGUUAAAGUGACUGAACAUCCAGCUGUGUUUCCCCCUUGAUUUAAAAACACUUAAUUUAAUGUCUUAAUUUGUAUUGAUUCUUUAACGUCUCUAACUAACCUGAGGACUCUCUUAACAUCGGACCUGAUUGAAUUAGAAAUCAUAACACGAUGAUUAUUGUAACACAUUAGAUUGCUUUUAUGAAUCACAGAUAAUCAUGAACUAAUUAAAAAAGUGAAUAUUUUUGACAAAGAUGUACAAAGUGAUUUAAACCAUCAGCGUCGACUCACUGGGAAAAGUCUGCAGUGCCAAGUUUGUUCAUAUGAGAAUAUUUGUAUGUUUAUGUGUCUAUAUUUAUGUAUGUAUUAAUAUUUGAUAUAUAUAUUAUCUAUAUACUAAUUAAUAAAGUGUUAUACCGCCAACA
Molecule: messenger RNA, 5689 nt
Organism: Labrus mixtus (cuckoo wrasse)
Lineage: Eukaryota; Metazoa; Chordata; Actinopteri; Labriformes; Labridae
Product: FH2 domain-containing protein 1-like
Exons: 14
Coding region: 429-4322 (1297 amino acids)
Source: RefSeq, a predicted model, not a curated record